Thrips palmi is the source of this 2946-nucleotide messenger RNA. RefSeq names its product mediator of RNA polymerase II transcription subunit 16 (gene MED16). The transcript is spliced from 16 exons. Bases 336 to 2771 code for a protein of 811 amino acids. Gene Ontology annotation, biological process: positive regulation of DNA-templated transcription. Lineage: Eukaryota; Metazoa; Arthropoda; Insecta; Thysanoptera; Thripidae. Gene Ontology annotation, cellular component: mediator complex. Gene Ontology annotation, molecular function: protein binding. The record is from RefSeq and is a predicted model, not a curated record.
CCAUCCCUACCCCCACCCCAUUCACAGGUCAUCGUUUGCUUUCAUUUGAGUUCACACUGAUCUGUCAAAUAUAUAGGAUUUUCUCCUCUUUAUGUGAGAAAAUCGUUUCAAAUCAGUUAAAUUCCGGCUACUUUACGCUCUCUUUUGUUGUGAUGUAGUUACAAUAGCCAUCAGAGAGCAAAAUGAAGCGGUGCCUCGAAACUGUUGUCCCUUUCCAGGUACUGCUAACCUAACUUUCACCUGUCUGCCUAAAUCAACUUUUGUUCACAGACCUCCAGUCUAUGUUCUGCGAUAGAAUUUCCAUGUAAUUGUUUGUGGUAUUAUUUGCCUCUACGAUGGACUUGCUCUACUCUGUAUCAAGAAAACAGCCAGCAAGUGGCUCGAAAAGCUAUGAUUUGGAGAGCUUAUACGAAGGCUAUGGCAUCUGCAAUGUAUCUAGUCAAAAUGUCAUUGCUUUUGUGACAAAUUUAGAGGUAGAUGAUAUUGCAGGGAAAACAUGGGGCUCUCAUGUGUAUGUGGCUGACCUCAACACCCCUUGGAACGUGCACAAAAUUACCUCAAACAAAGCACUUAUUACAGCCAUUGACUGGGAUAUACCUGGCUCUAAAUUACUUAUUGCUGAUGCUUCAGGAAAUGUGCAGAUCUGGGCUAAUAAAGAUCAUCUCUUGAAUGAAUGGACAUGUUUAGGAACUACUACCUUUCAUGGAGAAAAUAUAGUUGCUGCUGCUUUUUUUCACAAUGGCAAGAAGAUCUGCUUGGUUGCUGAGAGAAAAGAUAACAUGCAUUACUAUGAAAAGUUUAGCCAUCAGCGCUUUGCAGCUUCUGUGCGUCAGUUUGGUGGGAAGCCUGUAGAGGGCUGUAUUGUUAUAACUAGUACUGGUAUGGUGGGUGUGGUUGGUCUCAACAGAGGAGGUCAUGGCGGAGUGACUACUGCAACAGCAAGCCUGGGUUCCAUUAGGCAUCGCAUUACUACUGUCGACAUUUGCUUUGGGAAGAAUGGACACUUUUUGAUUGCUGCAAGUAGUGGUAAUGUUAAUUUACCCAUCUUAUGCUAUCAAGUAGGUGUUACUAAACCUGAUGACAAAUUGGUUGUAACGUCUCAAGCCCUCCCCAGCUUUUUCCCUCAAAGUGGCAAAACUCCUACACCUCAGCGACCAAAUCCUCCUCAAGCUAAGUUUGUAACACACUUGAAGUUUGUGGUUCGUGAAGAUGCUGAUUCAUUAGUUGUAGCCUCAAGCACUGACCAAGGAUCUCAGAUUGAUAUAUGGGAGCUGAGAGAAAAACCUGUUACAAUUCAUGCCAUGUUUCAACAGAAAUUAAAUCUUCCUAUUGAUUCUAAAACUGUGGUUUGGCAGCACCAUUCUCAGUGUCAAAGCACCUCAUCGAUCUCAUGCCUCACUGUAUCAAAGAUAUCAAUUACAACUGCUGUUCCACCACCCUCUUAUGUGCUGGUAGCAUUUGAGGAUGGGAAAAUCAGUUGUUUGUAUAAAGACGGACUAAAGCAGGUUGCCACAGCAUCCAUUAAUAACAUGUCUUGGAGUCAACCAAAGCAGCCAAGGCUUGGUAUUUGUGUCUCUCAUAUGGAUAUAACUUGGUUGGGAAACGUUGCUGUGGCUGUUGACACUCAAGGACAACUGUAUUUGUACCGACUUCUCCCAAUUUCUGAACCUGGUGCUCCAAUGACUGUGCCGUAUGCUUGCACUUUGCUGGAAUAUUGUCUGGUUAGUGGACUGGACUGGUGGGAUCUGCUGGUCAGUUUGCGCACAUCCAUGCUGGAGGCAGUUUGUGACAGAUUUACUGAAAGCUACAAUCGCCAACAGCAAGCGGUACAACAAUUUCACUCUGCACAAUUUCUAAGCAUAAAGGCAUCCUUGUACAGGCUCUCAUUUAAUUGCCAGUCUAAAGCAGCAGAUUUAAAUGCCCUGAUGAUGUUGCAAUCAGUAGCUACAGCUUUCAAAUCUUUGCUGCGGCCUUCUGACCUCUCAAGUCAUGAAAAAGGUCCUGCUGAGAGUCUGGCUGUUGUUUCAGAUUCACAAUAUGAUGAUGUUGAUAAAGUGCUUUUGCUGAUAGAAGCUAAAGAAUUUACAAUGGAGCCAAGCACUCUGCAAUCACUUCAGCAGCUCAUUCAAUGGGUUGCAGAUCUAGCACUAUCGUUAUUGGCUCGUUUGCCUCGUGGAAUUAAACCAUCUGGGUAUGACAUUCUGCGUGAUCACAAGGCAUUGAAUACUCUACGAGAACUCUUGGUCAUCAUUCGCAUUUGGGGACUCCUCCGAAAAACCUGUUUGCCUGUCUUUAUCCAGAAUCAUGAUUCAAUGGAUGUUUUAGCCCAUAUUUUCAAAUUACUUUCGAAGCUGGUUCAAAGUCUUGAACAGCCCGAUGACUCUCUGAUUGAUGAAUGCCUGCAGUUGCCGAGUCAUGUGAUGCUCCCUGCUUUCAGUUCUCUGGCUCCUUGCAGAGUAAUUGCAUCCCCCGCCUUUUUCCAACAGUCAUUUCCACUACAGCUGGAAUAUGGAACAGAGCCUGAUGUACUGCAAUUUUCUCCUGAACUUCUUAACCCUGAAUGUGUCAACAAAUCAGAACAGUUUGUGGACACAACUAGACACAUUUAUCUUGGCAAAAAUCCGAGAGUUCUGAAGCAGUGUACAAGGUGUGGGGUUCAAUCACAACUUCACAGUAGAACUCGAACAGCUGCUAUUAGAGCAUGGGACCAGCGGUGGGUUUGUGGCUGCCGGUGUGGUGGCCAUUGGACGAUCUGUCAACCUGAAUCAUGACGUGUCAUGUUGAAGCAGAGCUCAAUUCCUUUCAGCUGUGAAAAAGGCCUCAGAGCUUGGUUACUCGGGUAGUAAUUACAUUACCUUUAGUCUAUCCAUAGUUUUAGGCCAACUUUUCUUUUUGUUUUAGCAAUGUAAAAUAAAAUAAAAUAUUAAAGAUUAUAAAUUUGAAUUA